UGGGGAUGCUCAUUCGAAGCCAGCAUCUUCCAGGUUCUUCAAGACCCAGUCAUGAACUGCGAAUUGUCAGACACCAUCUUGUGAAAGACAAUUCAUGUUCCCUGGGCCAAGAAAGAAUGCUGGUCUUUUUGUUCAUCAUUUGGUCAUGUCCGCUGUCGGGGCGACAGCCUAGCGCGUUCCUCCAACUUUCGAUGUUGACGUCGUUGAUCUUGCACCAAACGCCAGACCCUGAGAAAUAUUGGUCGGGUUCUGGAAAUCCGCUCGUCAAUCCCUAAAUCACCAAUUAUUCGUCGUUGAAAUCAGUUCUCUUCAGCCUUUCGCUUGGUCAAUCAGAGUGCCAGAUCUGAUUGAUGUCCACCUCAACCAGCGCGGAUGCUGCGGACAUAUCCUUGGCUGCCGCUUUCGCGGCACUGAGUGUUGAAUUUGUAGUGCACCCAUUCGAUACUCUCAUCACACGUAUUCAAUCCCCCGAAUAUGUACCAAAAUACAGGAGUCACGAGGGCAAACUCCAGCCGGCCCUCUUCCGAGGCCUUUAUCGUGGUUUGACGCCAACCGUCGUAACGACCAUCCCGGCCUCCGUCACUUUCUUCACCAUCUACGAAACGGCAAAGUCUGCUCUUCAACCGAAAGGGGGUCUCAAGCCGGGGAGUCUGUCACAAACAGCUGUUCAUGCCGCCAGCAGCGCGUUGGCUGAUAUGGUCGCCUGCGCCAUCAUCAACCCGUCGGAAGUCCUCAAACAGAACGCGCAAGUUGCGAGAUUCUCAGAGGGUGGCGUCCAACGCAACCCCAUGUUGGCCUCGCUCAAGCACUUCGCACGGCAUCCUCUGAAACUAUGGACAGGAUAUACGGUCUUGGUAGCUGGGAAUCUGCCACGUACCAGUCUCACAUUCUCCAUUUACGAGUAUCUGAAAGGCGCCUGGCUCCGGAGGUCGAAGAAGUCCGAGAGCAUAGCGGAACAAGUCAAAAUCAGCGGAAUCACCGCCGGUAUCGGCGGCUCAAUAGCCUCGCUUCUCUUUGUUCCAAUUGACGUCGUGAAAACCAGGAUGCGGUUGCCGGAAGUUGCUCCUCCCAGCCAUCUUUUACAGCCAGAAGCACUGUUCACGUCUUCGCUAAGCCGUGAGAAAGCUAGAAAGCCCGCCGCGAGAGGCCCCGUUUCCAUUGCCAAGGGCAUCUUGAUAAGAGAUGGAAUUUCAGGGCUGUUCAGAGGGGCAACCGUCACUUGUAUAGCAGCUGCUGUGGGGAACGGAUUGUUCUUGGGUUGUUAUGAAGGACUCAAGUUGCACUAUGCCCGUGAAGCUUCAAAGAGAAUGGGCGGUGUACGGUUCUUGAAGAAGGAUUUCAAUUCAGCUUUAGGGAUAAAUCACGAACAAGAGAUCUUCUUAUUCUCAGUUUUUGGAGAACGCUUGGAUGAACCGGAAAAAGCACAUCAUGCGUCUACAGAGAAUUUGUCGGCAGGAAGCCGAACCUCUGGUGACGGCAAAAUGCUGAAGCCCAUCAAAAAGCUUGAUGCUCUCAUUUCACACUUAAAUCGACUGAUGCAUACCCGGGAGAGCCAUGAUGCUCUGAUCCUCUUUCUGGCCUACGCAGCACAUUUCCUGGCGACGGCACUCGAAACACCGAUUCCUGAGAGGCUUAAAAGUUGGGUUUUCGAAUGCAGCAAAAUCUUACUGAGGAUUGUACCGCCAAGACUUUUGUCACUCUUAUCAACUUCCAAGUAUUCACCAGCGAUAAGGUCGUUGUCCGCCAACAAAACUCUGGUCGCCGAGCGAUUCAGGGCAUUGUCGGAUAUUCUAGACGACUGGCAGAUCAUUACCAGAUUAUGGGGCUUGUUGGCGACAUGGACGGAUGCAAAAGAAUUUCUGACCAGUUUCACAUCCGAGAACGAGAGCGAGGGAAAGAAAAGCAACCCACGAAGAUAUCUUGUUCAGAAAGCCAUAAGAGCUACAUAUAUCAUGGGACUCUUUGGUUACUAUGGCUUGGAAAACCUGGCGUGGCUUACAAGACGCGGCGUUUUCAAGUGGACAGACAAGACCGAGUCAAAGCUCAUGGUCUGGUCUCUCAAGGCUUGGGGUGUCUACGUGAUGUCGGAGAUGGCACAACUGCUAUAUGACCGAUCGGAAAGCAAGCGUAUCGGAGAGGAGCAAGAUGAAGAGACAAGGGCAGAAUGGCGGAGGAAAUUUGUUCAGGUUCUGCUUUAUGGCCCAUUGACGGUUCAUUGGAUACGAGAAGGGGGACUGUUUCCGGAGACGAUAGCUUCCUUCUUGGCGGCUUAUACAGAAUUCAUAACGGUCAGGGGAUUAUGGAAAGAAACUGCUGAGAUUUGA
Molecule: messenger RNA, 2324 nt
Organism: Fusarium oxysporum Fo47
Lineage: Eukaryota; Fungi; Ascomycota; Sordariomycetes; Hypocreales; Nectriaceae
Product: mitochondrial carrier domain-containing protein
Exons: 6
Coding region: 351-2324 (657 amino acids)
Cellular component (GO): mitochondrial inner membrane
Molecular function (GO): S-adenosyl-L-methionine transmembrane transporter activity
Source: RefSeq, a predicted model, not a curated record